UCGCCCUACUAAAUGCUGUACUUUUGAGCUUGCCAUGCAUAGUCGACAUACUUUGUCCUUUUCAAAACCCACCCCAAUGAGCAUAUGAACAACGGCGUGUCGCAUAACAGUACCUAGACGCUAGACGCUGGACAAGCUACACACAUCAGACCAUCCAAAUUUCAUUGGGGAACGCUCGACAAUGCGGCAGUCUCGAGAAGUUACAACAUUCCUCAGCUUACCCGCUGCAUUGCGAGAGCGAAUCUACGCCGAGGUUCUGAUAUCACUCGAGCAAGGCCCAGAGAUACUCCGCAGUUGCCGCCAGGUUGAAAGAGAAGCUCGGAAGUUCUUAUACCAAAGACCCGUCAACUUUCCGACUCAACUUUCAUUGUAUGAAUGGUUAGAUGCAACGCCUGACAACCUCCUCGCACAGGUUAUCGAUAUCUCAGUGGCAGUCCAAGAUAUCAAUCUUCGAUCCAUACUACAUCCUCACGCGUCGACUCUGCUAUCACCUGGCCCUCCACGACUGCUUACCUGGGAUCUGUACGAGGCGGAAGUCAGUCGAUUCACGUUGGCGUUAGAGAGGCUGCCGCACGUUAAGACAAUUGCUAUCCAAGCAUCUUCGAACUCUCCAUCUCACCUUUAUGACGAGUUCGUGUCUAAGGUCUUGAUAGAGUCGAGGUCGAAAUUGCCGGAUGCCAGAGUAGUACAUGUCGUAAAUCUGGGUUCGCAUAAUACAGCGGAGUAUUGAAUAAGCCGCGAACUGGCUGUUCAACAUCGACGGAGGCUUUACAGGGUUCGGGCUGAUCCCACCGUUGGAAAAAUUGGCCUCUUCAUUGGUUCGGUUCAUCGCGAGGCUGAUGAAACUAACGGACGCCUACCGAACCUUGAUGCAGAGGCAGUGUGAUCUUCGCAGAGAUCUGAUGCAGGAGCGUAUCGAUACCCAAGCUGUCAGGCAUCGCAUGGAAGCAUCCUAU
This is a messenger RNA of Alternaria alternata, 956 nucleotides long. RefSeq lists its product as hypothetical. The transcript has a single exon. NCBI's taxonomy places the organism in Eukaryota, Fungi, Ascomycota, Dothideomycetes, Pleosporales, Pleosporaceae. Bases 182 to 730 code for a protein of 182 amino acids. The record is from RefSeq and is a predicted model, not a curated record.